Fusarium oxysporum Fo47 is the source of this 1361-nucleotide messenger RNA. RefSeq lists its product as uncharacterized. NCBI's taxonomy places the organism in Eukaryota, Fungi, Ascomycota, Sordariomycetes, Hypocreales, Nectriaceae. The coding region runs from base 99 to 1166 and encodes 355 amino acids. The record is from RefSeq and is a predicted model, not a curated record. The transcript is spliced from 3 exons.
GCCUAACACCUAAAAGAUUUAUUGACCUCAGCAGCUACCUUUGGUGGCUAUUUCCUUCAACUUGUUUUAUACUCUUGUUUCUUUUCAUAGGCAUUGCUAUGCUGUCCCGGAAUGAAGGCGAGGGUUGCAGCUUAAAAGACCUAGACAUCGAACACUACACUGCAUUCGAGCGUUCUCUGCGACGUAUGUUGGACACCGAUGUAGCAGAGCGAGCAUACUCAGAAGUCUUUGACGGUAUGCCCUUGAGAGAUUCGUACCUGGAUCUCCAGUUCCCGGAAGACAGGCAUCCUGCACUUAAACAUGUGAAUCUUUCGGAAGGUGUCAGGGAAAGAGUCUUUGACUUCCGAUCAAAGUUUGAUCUCUCAUCUCUCUGGUUUGAGACUUCCCUGCUUCAAGCAUUCAGUAAAGCAUCAGCCCAGUCUAAAGAAUUUCACUUGAGACUUCUUGAGCUUUUGGCUGUGAGCUGCCAUCAGAUCGCAGUCCAGAUCUUCCAGCUUGAUGAUGUUGCCGAGAGACAUAAUAUCUACGAUAUCUGGAGACAUUCUCCGAGAGAUAUGACGAAAUGGGAUUCAUUCCGAGACCCAACGGCCUUUUCGCAUGGACCUUACAUUGCAGUUGACCAAUAUCCGAAUGGGGCUGCAGAUAGUGUAGGAUACUGGGCUGAAGCCAGAAUAUUUGGUGGCGUCGUUGUGUUUGAUAGAGGCGAAGAUGGCACCGAGAGUCGUCAAAUAUACUUCCAUGGAUGUCGCCGAAAGGGACCACGAACGAUAUACACUCCAAUAGACCAGCAAUUCGAACAAAUGAUUCAAUUCCUUCUUGAUGAAAGUGAGAGUCAUGAUACAGCCUCGGCCCAUCCGUUUCCUGUUCUAGCGACAUCGCAGAACCGUUGGCGCUGGGAUCCUUGGGAGGCGAUGGCGCACUACAAUAUCUAUCGCGAUAGGUUUGAGCGGAAAAUCAGUUCUAGUAAAGGGAAGCUCUGCGUUCUCAACUCCAUUGACUGGCCCGAAGUCAAGGAUGAUUUAUACCUCAUCAAUGCGAUGCUUGAUCAGUUGGAGGGGAAGCCAGUGGAUGAAGACAAGAUCGCCUCGGCUAAAGAGGGGCUGACCAAAAUCACUCCAUCAUCGCCGUUAUGGUCAAACGAAGCGCGGAGAUACCAAGGAAUAUAGAGGAUGAAGAUGCUUGUCAAUGAAAAAGGCGUUUCAACAUUGGCUACUGCCGGCGGGUUGUUCAUCAAUGGAUCUUUGUGUUCGGUUAAAUCGCGCAUCGGUGUAUGAACAAGCAACACUGCAAAAGGUGACAACCCUUCCCAUGGACAUGAGAUUGCUCUUAGAAACAGACAAAAAGUAUGAGGCACACCCGAC